Molecule: messenger RNA, 1033 nt
Organism: Amaranthus tricolor (Joseph's coat)
Lineage: Eukaryota; Viridiplantae; Streptophyta; Magnoliopsida; Caryophyllales; Amaranthaceae
Product: dormancy-associated protein homolog 3-like
Exons: 3
Coding region: 265-672 (135 amino acids)
Source: RefSeq, a predicted model, not a curated record
CGACCAAUCCUUCUUUAGUUUGCCACGAAUCCAAACCCCAUUUUCUCUCUCUUGUCAACUCUAUCUAUUCUCUUUCUUUCGCCAUUUUUAGAUAAACGGCUAAGAUCAUUUCAUCCGUCAAUAAAUACUCUCCUUCCCCCUCCCAUUUCCUCUUCUACAGCGAGUUCACCACAGUCUACAAUUCCAGUCUACUAAGCACAAUCGUCGCCUUCAAAAUCUAACGCUUUCUUUGCUUUUUCCGACGGAAAAAAGCGCCGGUUUAACAUGAGCCUUUUGGAGAAACUCUGGGAUGAUACUAUCGCCGGACCUCAUCCAGAUUCCGGCCUUGGACGGCUCCGUAAAUUCAACACUUUCAAUAAUCGUACUACCUCUUCCAAGGAGAUGGAAGGAGGGAAUAUAGGAAGAUCAUCAUACGGUGGUGAUGGAACAAUAUCAGGGGUUGAUAAUCAGGAGGAGGCCAUGAAAGUUACGAGGAAAAUAAUGAUAGUGAAACCACCGGGUUAUAAUCAGGGUGCCGGUUCUGCUCCGACGUCACCUGCCGGAUCUACGCCGCCACAGUCCCCUUUUUCCGGAAGCAGAUCAGGAGCGUUCAGGUUUCGGAGGAGAUCAACGUCAGACGCGAAUGAGAAGACAACGAACCAAGACAGACUCGGAGACUCUCCUCCUACUUAAGAUGUCUGAUAUAUAAUUAUAAUCACACAAAGUCUAUCUCGUCCUUUUGGCGGCUCUACGCUUCUCCAAUGUAUUAUAUGCCUCACUUGUAAGUUGCGACUAAAUAGUUAGUGGAGUUGAGUAUGUAUGUACAUAAUUGGUACGUCUCGGUUUUGCUUUCGAGCAUCCAUGUACGAUAGGGCUUUCUAGUUCCUACCUUGUAAAAUAGGUCAUCUCAUUUUGGUAGCUUGUAAUAUGAGUUGUGAUCAUAAUGUUGAUGUAACCUCUUCAUGUUGUAUGAUUAUUUAGUGAGUUUUCAACUAUUUUCUUAGAAAGUUUUAUUCUCAUGAAUGAAUAGUGUUCUGCAGAGUUCGUCCUUGUA